AUGGCAUACUUCAACCUCUCUUUCCUCGCCCUCCUCCUCCUCCUCCUGCCCCCCCUCGCUCUCCUUCUCAUCCUCUACCUCAUAGUCCGGCCCCGCCCUGUCAAGAUCCCAAUCAAGAACCGCCACGUGUUCAUCACCGGAGGUUCCAGCGGAAUCGGGCUGGCAUUGGCCCAUCACGCCGCCUCCGAGGGUGCCCGAGUCUCCAUCCUCGCCCGCUCCAUCGACAAGCUCAAGGAAGCAAAGAACUACAUCCAACUCUCCACGGGCAUUGACGUGUCGAUCUUCUCUGCUGACGUUCGUGACUACGAUGCAGUAUCAAAAGCGGUGGAGGAGGCAGGCCCCAUUGAUGUGCUGAUUGUCAACCAAGGGGUCUUCGUCCCUGAAGAACUUGAGAAGCAGGGAUUGGAUGAGGUGAAGUUCAUGGUGGACGUAAAUCUGAUUGGCAGCUUCAACAUGAUCAAAGCUGCUUUGCCCAAAAUGAAGAAAGGAGACAGUAUGCCCCGUUCGAUUGCUCUCAUGUCUUCCCAAGCUGGUCAAGUUGGUAUCUACGGCUACACAGCUUACUCUGCGAGCAAGUUUGGGCUUCGUGGGUUGGCCGAAGCUCUGCAACAAGAGGUGAUAUCUCAUGAUAUUCAUGUUUCUCUUAUAUUCCCUCCGGACACAGACACCCCUGGUCUCACUGAAGAGACGAAAAAGCGGCCGCAAUUGACUAGCAUUAUAGCUGAGUCGUCAGGGGUGAUGAAAGCUGAAGAAGUUGCGAAGAAGGCUUUUGAGGGGAUCAAGUCUGCUUCUUUUAUUGUGCCUUGUAACCUUGAAGGGGUGUUGCUGUCUAUUGCCACUGCUGGGAUGUCUCCUCAGAGAUCGUUUGUUAUGGCAUUUGUUGAAGUGGUUGCUGCUGGUUUGGUUCGUCUUGUUGCUCUGUUUUUCCAGUGGAAUUGGUAUAAUGGUAUACACACGUGGCAUGCACAGAACAAAAUGUUCAGUUUGAUGUUACUGCACAUGUUUCUUGGAUACAAUUGCCAUGUCUAA
Molecule: messenger RNA, 1029 nt
Organism: Prunus armeniaca (apricot)
Lineage: Eukaryota; Viridiplantae; Streptophyta; Magnoliopsida; Rosales; Rosaceae
Source: the annotation of a GenBank genome assembly